CGCUCCCGUCCGAUGGGUUUUCGCCAGAAGAAGAAGAAAGAUCUGGGACUGAAUUGGCCGGUACGACUGUAGCCUCUGAACGGGCUCCAAGACAGCACCUGCAUACAUCAGCCGCCGUUGACCGACCGCGACUUCCCGAGAAGUCAAACAGUUGGAUUUUCGGGCAUACCUUGCAAGCCUUCUCUCGCGCGGCAUAUCCCCGCUCCUUCCCACAGUCAUGAAAUUUUCCCUCGCUACAGCCUGCCUUCUGGGCACGGCUCUCGCUGUUCGGGAAGACCACCUCGUGAGCCGGAGACUUAACAAACGGUUUAUCGACGACGCCGGCAACUACAACAUCUCCUUCUAUCACAUCAACGAUGUACACGCGCACCUGGACCAGUUUUCCAAGUCCGGCACCGACUGCACGCGUCCGGAGGCGGGUUGCUAUGGCGGUUACUCGCGUGUCAAGACGGUGCUCAAGGAGACGCGACCGUCGCAUCCCGACUCCCUCCUCCUCAACGUCGGCGACGAGUUCCAGGGUACCAUGUUCUUCAACUUCUACGGCGGCGAGAAGAUCGCCGAAACCAUUAACCAGAUCGGCUUCGACGCCAUGACCCUGGGCAACCACGAGUUUGAUCGGGGCGACGACUACCUGGGCGAGUUCCUCGAGAACCUGACCUUCCCCAUCCUCGUCGCCAACAUCGAAUCGGACAACGAGGUCCUCAACCGCACCAUCAAGCCCUUCCACAUCUUCCCCGAGUACGACCUUGCCGUCAUUGGCGUCACGACCGACACGACGCCGGGCAUCUCCAACCCCGGCAAGGGUACCAAGUUUAACAACCCGGUCGCCGCGGUCCAAAACACUGUCGACCUGAUCCGCUCAACAACCAACAUCACCCGCCUGGCGGCCAUCACCCACAUCGGCUACGAAGAGGACCAGCGCCUGGCAAAGGAAACGACGGGCCUGUAUCUGAUCAUGGGCGGUCACAGCCACACGCCGCUGGGUGAUUUCGAGGGCGCCGUCGGCCCGUAUCCCACCAUCGUUGAGAACAAGGAUGGCGAAGAGGUGUUUAUCGUCACCGCGUACCGCUGGGGAGAGUACUUGGGCUAUAUCGACGUGACGUACGACGCCGACGGCAAGAUCCUGGCCUACCACGGCGCCCCUAUCCACCUCACCAACGCGACGGCCCAGGAUAAGGACCUGCAGGAGCAGAUUAACGAGUGGCGCGGUCCGUUUGAGGAGUACGCCAAGGAGGAGAUCGGAUAUAGCAAUGUUGUUUUGGACCAGACGACGUGCCAGGAACAGGAGUGCCUGCUGGGCGAUUUUGUUUCCGAUGCCUUGCUCACUUACCGUCUCAACGCGAGCACUUCUGAGACAGCGCCUGCUUUUGCUCUCGUCAAUGCCGGUGGCGUCAGGGCCACGAUCGACGACGGGCCAAUCACCCGCGGCGAAGUCCUGACGGCCUUCCCCUUUAGCAAUUCCGUCGUUGAGGUGACUGUGACAGGCGAACUACUCUGGAAGGUCCUCGAAGGUAUCAUCUCCGGUGUGAACGUGGACAAUGGCAAGCCGGUCACAUCGUUCCUGCAGGUUUCACGCGGCAUCCGGAUCGAAUACGGCCCGGCUUCUGCUAACGGCACCGACAAUGUGCUCGUUUCGGUUACCAUCGGAGAUAAGUCGUUGGAUAAGGCGGCCGAGUACAAGAUUGUCACUGUGGACUUUGUGGCCGGCGGAGGAGAUAACAUGUUCAGUACUCCAUUCGAGAACCUGGUGACCCUGGACGCCGUGGAUGAGGUCCUGGUUCGGCAUAUCCAGGCUACAUCGCCCGUGGACAUUGCCCUGGACGGGCGGCUGACCAAGGUGAGCCGCUGCAAGGCAAGCAGGGCGGUCAGGAUGGAGAGGGCGCGGAGGGCCAAGAGGAACUAAUAGGAAUGCUCUCUUUCUUUUGUAUGUAAUCAUAGCCUUGCUUAUCUCACCGCAGAAUGAAGAUUAAUAAAUAUUUAGUGACACAAUU
This is a messenger RNA of Thermothelomyces thermophilus ATCC 42464, 1991 nucleotides long. RefSeq lists its product as uncharacterized. The coding region runs from base 218 to 1903 and encodes 561 amino acids. The transcript is spliced from 3 exons. The record is from RefSeq and is a predicted model, not a curated record. NCBI's taxonomy places the organism in Eukaryota, Fungi, Ascomycota, Sordariomycetes, Sordariales, Chaetomiaceae. Gene Ontology annotation, biological process: nucleotide catabolic process. Gene Ontology annotation, molecular function: nucleotide binding; metal ion binding; hydrolase activity, acting on ester bonds.